Molecule: messenger RNA, 509 nt
Organism: Aphanomyces astaci
Lineage: Eukaryota; Oomycota; Saprolegniomycetes; Saprolegniales; Verrucalvaceae
Product: YjeE family ATPase
Exons: 4
Coding region: 6-509 (167 amino acids)
Biological process (GO): tRNA threonylcarbamoyladenosine modification
Source: RefSeq, a predicted model, not a curated record
UAAGAAUGCGUGGAGUACUGCGCCGCGCCGCCUUCGGCCUUGGACCCAUCCGCCAGCUCUCAACAUCACGUCGUGUGAUUCACGGGGAAGGUGAGAUGGAACGAUUAGGUGCCGCGCUUGCCGCACAGAUCCCAUCCACUCAGUCGGGCAAUGUCCUUUUGCUACAUGGAGACCUCGGGAGUGGUAAGACGUGCUUGGCGCGCGGGCUCGCACGGACAUGGUGCUGCGACCCCUCCAUGGAUGUCACGUCCCCAACGUACCUUCUCAUCAACACCUACGAUCCCCCGGAAGCUUCCACGCGGCACACGCUGCACCACAUGGAUUUAUACCGACUCGACAGCGUGACGUCCACAGACGUCGAGGCGCUUGGGCUCGAAGAUACUUUUACUACUGGGACAAGCAUCGUGGAAUGGCCAGAUCGGUUGCAAGUGUUGCCGACGCCGAGGUUGGACCCCAUGGUGCGAAAUGGGAGCCUGUGGAAGCCUGGUUUCGGGAGAUUUCAUCCUUAA